AUGAAGGGGAUUGUCAACGGCUUGGAGUUUGUGCGCUCGAGUGGAGAUGAUGAGAAGUGUGUCGGUUGCCUUGAAGGAAAAAUGGCACGGAAGCCAUUUCCACCAAGCACGAAGCCGAACGCCACCGAACCUCUCAAGCUCGUUCACACGGACUUGUGUGGACAGAUCACUCCCGCGUCAAAGGGCGGCGCGCGCUACGUUCUCACGCUCCUCGACGACGCGACGCGGAUGUGUUGGAUUCGGCUUCUCAAGACCAAGGACGCCACGUCAACCGCCAUCAAGCAAUGGGUCGCGGAUGUGGAGACGGAAAGCGGCUUCAAGGUGAAGCGCUUUCGCUCGGAUGGAGGUGGCGAAUACACCGCUCGGGAGCUCGGCGAUUGGUUGAAAGGGCGUGGGACCGCGCAUGAGUUCUCGACGCCGUACACGCCUCAACAAAAUGGAGCCGCCGAACGCUUGAAUCGCACGCUUAUGGAGUCGGCACGAAGUCUCCUCUCCCAUGCUCACGCGGAGAAGCAUUGGUGGGGAGAGGCGGUUACGUUGGCAACUUGGAUUCACAAUCGGUGCGUGACCAAGGCGUUGCCCAACAAGACGCCUCUUGAGGCUUGGAGCGGUACGAAGCCGGACGUCACCGACCUUCGCACGUUUGGGUGUACGUGCUACUACCAUGUCCCGGAUGCUACACGGACCAAGCUUGAGGCGAAGGCGCGGGUGGCGAUGUACUUGGGUCCAAGCGCGGAUCACAAGGGGUGGCGCGUGUGGGACUUGGAGCACGGGAAACUCGUGGUGUCGCGCGACGUGGUGUUCUACGAAGACACCUUCCCCUCCAAGUCUACGAACGUGCCCUCGGUCAUCAUCGUCCCUCCACCCUUGGAUGCCGCGGAUGAGGCGGAUGAUGUUUCUACGGCUCCUCCUCCUCGUGCGAGUGAGGGGGAGAAUGGAUCGGGUGCGGUUGGAGUGAGUGAGGAUGAAGGAAAUGCCAAGGAACGUGACCCUUCGUCUCCUCCUCCUCGUAUCACUCCCACCCUCGCAUCCACUCGCACUCGAAGGAACCCUCAUCCCAACUCCAAGUUCGAUAACUACUCUCUCGUGGCGGGGGACGAUGAGGGAGGGGGAGACGCUAUGUGUCUUGAGGCGUACACCGACACCCCGUCCACCUACCACGGCGCCAUGAGCUCGGCGGAAGCGGCGGAAUGGGAGCGUGCGCUUCAAGAGGAGCUCCGCCCCCUAUGCUGCUCGUUGCUACUUAUUAUCCACCAUCAGCUCCUUUCAGCACUCGUUCUCCCGUUGGUUCCCGCAACCUCUGCCUUCCCCCUCCGCUCUCUUGCUAUGGCUGACGUCCCGCAGUUCGAUGAAGUAAUGGAGCUCACCGAUGAGGAUCUCGAAGCGAUGGACCUCCCGGACGACUCCGCUGGAUCCAACCUCCCGCUCACCCAUUUGCCCACGGAACUCCCUGCAUCCCAGAAACCCUGCGUCGACGCCGAUCCCAGCUCUCCCGACGAAUCGGCUUCUGCCACCUCUGGAGUCAUGGAAGGGCCUGCUGGCACGCCCGAAAAGCCCGUGAUGCAGACCACCAGCACGAGCGCCUCCGCCGCUGUAGACUUUGCCUCGGCUCCAAGUGUCGCUUAUCCCGUUCACCCGGCUCCGAGCUCCUCAACCCCGAUUGGCCCUGCUGCUCAACGAACGCUACGGCGAUCUCGCCUGUGGAGACGCCCCCCGGACCCGAGCUGCCGUGCUCCUCUCGUCAGCCGGCUCCGGCCCCCCCGACUCUGUCCCUCCCCCCCCAUCCUCAUGACAAGUAGCCACUCUGUGGUUACUCUGCUCUUCCCUGAGGCAAGUGCUGACGACAUCCGCGCCACGCUCAUUUCCAAAAUCCUCGCGAAAUUGAAGCCAUCCCUCUUUGACUGUGGAUUUGUUCCUGACGCCCGCCCCACCAACGGAGAAACCAUGCACUUCGCCGGACGGUCCUAUGCGACGAUCUGUUUCUCCUGGCCUACUGAACAAUCUGCCCACGAGUUCCUCCUUAUCUACAAUCACCCAAUCGAGCUCGCCCCCGGACGUUCCAUCUCGGUCAAACCGUACGUCGACCCCCACCCUGAGUUCACCACGGCCAAGGCGGAGGGGGCCCCGUACUCUCCCUGCGCCGGGUUCCUGCCCGCUUUGAAGAAUCAAACUUGCUGGCGUACCUGGUGCCCCGCUGGCUGGCGGGAAUCAACUCCUUCCACCGCAUGCAAGACCCUUACGAUGGGGUUUUCCUCAAUAUUUUCACCGGAAUCCCAAUCUCGCUGA
Messenger RNA from Closterium sp. Yama58-4, 2286 nucleotides. The record is from the annotation of a GenBank genome assembly. NCBI's taxonomy places the organism in Eukaryota, Viridiplantae, Streptophyta, Zygnematophyceae, Desmidiales, Closteriaceae.